UCUAGACAGAGCAGCUGUCGUGUCCGAUGCAGAGAGCAAAAGUGGUGACUAUUCUAACCCCUGGAGACUUUGCACUGUGACACAGGUGGAGGAACUGAAAAUCUUGAUCCGCAUGUUUCCAAUUUGGGCUACUGGCAUAAUUUUUUCUGCUGUUUAUGCCCAGAUGUCAACAUUGUUUGUGGAACAAGGAACGAUGAUGGACACAAGUAUUGGUUCCUUCAACAUUCCUCCAGCUUCCCUCUCAAGUUUUGAUGUGAUAAGUGUUAUUUUCUGGGUCCCUGUCUACGACAGAAUUAUUGUUCCCAUUGCAAGGAAAUUUACCGGCAAAGAAAGGGGCUUUUCAGAGUUGCAAAGAAUGGGAAUUGGCCUUUUUAUUUCAGUCCUGUGCAUGUCAGCAGCUGCUGUUGUGGAGAUUAGGCGUCUGCAGCUUGCAAAAGAGCUUGACCUUGUUGAUAAACCUGUCCCUAUACCCCUUAGUAUAUUUUGGCAAAUCCCUCAGUAUUUCUUAUUGGGGGCAGCAGAAGUUUUCACAUUUGUGGGGCAGCUUGAGUUCUUCUAUGACCAAUCUCCUGAUGCUAUGCGGAGUUUAUGCAGUGCUUUGUCACUUCUGACUACUUCAUUGGGGAAUUACUUGAGCUCUUUCAUUCUUACUAUCGUAACUUACUUCACUACACAAGGUGGAAAUCCUGGAUGGAUUCCAGAUAACUUGAACAAAGGUCAUCUUGAUUACUUUUUCUGGCUUUUAGCUGGACUUAGCUUCUUAAAUAUGUUGUUGUACAUAGUUGCUGCCAAAAGGUACAAGCAGAAGAAGGCUUCUUAAGAUUUUUCAGCCAUUUAUUAGGAGUGGAAGCACGUUCUGAUAUUUCCUUGUGUCAUUAUUAUCGUGAUUGUUCUGUAUGUGAAAUAAAGAUGUUCUGCAAUUAUGUACCCUUCUUCCACUUGCAAAGUAAAAUUGUGUUAUAUUUAGUUCAAAACACCACCGACCCCAAUGUUUGGGAUAAAGGUGUUGUUGUUGUUGAUGAUGAUGAUUUAGUUCAAAACAGACCUUGCUCCCUUCUCAUGAAACCUGAAAGGGAUGUUUGAGAUUGCUUGCUAUCUCCAUUUAGGUUAAUUCACCGCA
Molecule: messenger RNA, 1120 nt
Organism: Gastrolobium bilobum
Lineage: Eukaryota; Viridiplantae; Streptophyta; Magnoliopsida; Fabales; Fabaceae
Product: protein NRT1/ PTR FAMILY 8.3-like
Exons: 1
Coding region: 113-820 (235 amino acids)
Biological process (GO): transmembrane transport
Cellular component (GO): plant-type vacuole membrane
Molecular function (GO): transmembrane transporter activity
Source: RefSeq, a predicted model, not a curated record